Molecule: messenger RNA, 1358 nt
Organism: Perca fluviatilis (European perch)
Lineage: Eukaryota; Metazoa; Chordata; Actinopteri; Perciformes; Percidae
Gene: ccsapa
Product: centriole, cilia and spindle-associated protein a
Exons: 4
Coding region: 165-1010 (281 amino acids)
Biological process (GO): regulation of mitotic spindle assembly
Cellular component (GO): ciliary basal body; spindle; ciliary transition zone
Molecular function (GO): microtubule binding
Source: RefSeq, a predicted model, not a curated record
UAAUAAUCAGCUCUCGGUGUUUGCUGUCAGUCGGAGAGAAGCGGAGCGAUGCUAGGCGUCUGACCGUGGCGCCGAAGGGACAAACGGGGUUUAAAAUCCGACCGGGUCGCUCUGGAAUGAGGUCUGGUGACUAGAACCAGACAGGAGCAGUAGUAACGAGAACCAUGGUGACCAAGAAAAUCCGGACAGAGUAUAUGAAGAAGUUCAGGGAUCCCAGGUGGGAGACGUUUUCUAAAUGUUACGAGGACUCUCUGAAGUACCGUCUGACCAGGCGGGUGAUGGAGCACUCCCACAAGCCCUGGUUCUGGGAGGGCUGGGACAGCAGCUCCGAGUCCAGCGGCUGGUCCACGCCCAAGCUCAGCAGGAACAAAAUCGCCCCUCUGUCCCUCCCAAUGCCGCCUCCUCCCACGGAGGUGAAGCACAGCCCGACCAGGCCGAAACCUCCUCCUGAGGACGGAGAGACGGAGGAGGGAGUGGGAGAGGCACCGGUUGGAGACGCUGCAGCGACGGCAGCAGUCCUAGAGAACGGUGUGAAUGAAGCCAGCGGUGGUUCAGAGGACACGGCGACCGACAGCGGCCCCGCUGACACCACGUCUUCUGACGGGGAGCCCGUCAACCCGGGACCGAAACGACGUCCCCGGCGCCGCACCCCUCGGUCAGAGCCGGGACGCCGGGACAGUUCCCACGACGACAAACCGGCAGUCGUCCGCAAAGCGCCGAGAGCGAAGAGCACGCCGCCGGUCAUCACCAAGGAGAAGGAGAACCGGAGACCGUCCGGCCGACUGGACUGGAACGAGAGACAGACGGAGGUCAGACGGACGCCGAAUGACAGCAACACGUCGGACGCCUGCGUCCAGACUCGCCGGGAGUCCGACAAACGCAGCUCCAACGUGGAGCGGCGCCGGGCUCGGUCUGCCGACCUGGAGAAGAUGAGGCGCUCGCAGCUCACGGUGGUGGACGACCGCUGGAUGACCGAGUACAUGCGCUGCUUCUCCGCCCGGCUGAGGUAGAGACAGGACUCUCCCCCACCUCCCGAAAACCCCUGAAAACCACCAUUCACUAUUUGAGAGCAAAUAUCCAAACGGUGGAACAGGUGUCGGGAGACAAAGCGAGAACCGUGUUGUCUGGUUAUCGUCCAUCAACGUCUUUUUAGAGCGAAUCGCUGCUGUCGAGGGGAAAAGAAACACCCCAAAAUCUUUCUGUUUAAUCUAAAGUUCAUAUAUAUGGUCAUUCAUUUAUCGACGUGGCAUCGUGACUUUGCGGAAACGUACACGCCACUUUCCUAAAGCCAAGUGGCGUGUUAUCUGCACGCAUUUUUGAGCUAUCCGCGUGUAUGUCUACGCUGUUAUACAGCGGAU